CGAGAUCAUAUCACCAAAGUCAACCACCAUUAUUCCGUUUGGAGAUUUUUGAAACCAAUCGUGUCGAUCUUGCCAAGUCGCCUGCUCCUCUGGAAUAUCGAAUAAGAAACAAUGGUACAACCCCGCUUUUUGUCAAAAUCAAAAUAUGUCGCACAAUCUAUCAUUCAAUCAAGAAGCUUCGGUAUUUCUUAUCCCACUAGGUCUUCCCAAUUGUCCGUUGCGAAAUUACUUGGAACAUCUCCUGAGAACGUAGAUGAGGUUAAAGUCAAUGUCAAUGGUUUCAUUCGUUCCAUUAGGAACCAAAAAAAGAUAUCGUUUGCUUCAAUUGGCGAUGGCUCAAGUGUGCAACCGUUACAAGCUCUUCUUACUCCACAACAAGCUGAAAGAAUUUCGAUGGGUACAGCUGUACGCCUCACCGGAUACUGGAAACCAUCCCCGAACCAAAAGGCACAAAGUAAUGAAUUACAUGUGCUGGAAGUGGAUGUUUUAGGUGCCGCGGAUCCUGCCACAUUUCCGCUACAGAACAAAUAUCACACGCCUGAAUACCUCCGCACUAUUCCUCAUUUGCGAACGCGAACGCCCUUCAACUCAGCAUUACUUCGAUUCCGAUCGCAAAGCAUAGCUUCUCUGACACAAUUCUUUGCUGAACAGGAUUACGUCCAGACACAUCCUCCUAUAAUUACAUCUUCAGACUGUGAAGGCGCCGGGGAAGUUUUUGAAGUAGGUAGUGCGCACAAAGGACCAGUUGGGAAAGGUGAUGAUGGAACAUUCUUCAGAUCGCCAAAAUACUUGACUGUUUCGAGUCAACUACACUUGGAGGCUUUGGCCCAAUCGGUAGGAAGAGUAUGGACAUUAUCUCCUACAUUUCGAGCCGAGAAAAGUGAUACGCCAAGACAUUUGAGCGAGUUCUACAUGUUAGAAGCAGAGUGUAGUUUCGCGGAAAAAAUGGGCGAAAUUAUGGACCUUGUGGAAAACAUGCUCAGGCAUUUGACAACGAACCUAUAUUCUACUCAAGUGGGAAGAGAAAUAUUGGAAUCAAAGCGAAGCGGAGAUGAGGAGAAAGAUACAAUGAAUAGAAGUCGUGAAUUGACACGAAGAUGGGAAGGUAUGAUAAAGGGGCCUUGGCCACGGAUCACUUAUUCGCAAGCAAUCGAAGAACUUGAAAAUAGUGGCCAAACUUUCGAACAUCCUCCUGUCUGGGGCUCAGGUCUUCAAGCUGAACACGAGCGAUAUAUCGCCAAUCAGGUCGGACUUGGAUCGCCUGUUUUCGUAACAGACUAUCCGAAAAGCAUUAAACCAUUUUAUAUGCUACCUUCAGAGAACUCACGUGCAGAAGGAACUCAGGCCACUGUUCAAUGCUUUGAUCUUCUAGUUCCAGAAGCAUGUGAACUUGUAGGUGGAUCUAUGCGUGAGUAUAGAUUGCCGGAACUCACCUCUGCAAUGCGAGCGAAUGGUAUGGUACGAGGUGAUGCAGGGGAAGAAGACUUCGGUUCCUUGAAAUGGUACACAGAACUGAGGCGCUGGGGAAGCGUACCUCACGGAGGGUUUGGUUUGGGAUUCGAUAGAUUGCUGGGGUAUCUUUCUGGUAUACACAACAUCAGAGAGAUAGUCGCAUUUCCAAGGUGGGUCGGGAGAUGCGAUUGCUGAAUUGAAUAAACAUGACGCAUAAUAGUUUCAAGGUGAUGGUAAGCAAAUUUGAGAUGGCUUUUUCGUGAGGCUUUCUUAGGGAAAUCCAAUCGACACGAUUAUACGACAAUCUCUCGACAACAGAAAGAUGCCUCGUUGUAGGCAACCCGAGACGCAAAGAAUAAUCACAAUUCAAUGCAUCUUCUCGCUCAAUCCAAUACACUCUAGUGAUGAUGUUAUUCUCGAAUGAUUCUUACCUACAUCAAUUUCAGCAUAAUCGUUUCAAAGUUGACUUCGCCUCCUUGCGAAAUGUUACAUGACGUUGUUUGCUCACCGUCAUUCUAUCCACUACCUAGCCUUCAACCAACCAUCAACCGCUCUUUUCAUUUCUCGAAUUAUAAACAUUGGAAGCGCAUGAGUACGAUGUCAAGUUAGAAUUCUCCCCACAUAACUGGAAAGUUACCGCAAAUCUUCACGGAAACCAUUAUGGCGAACUUGUGCCCCUAGAAUACAACAGUCUAUAACUCCAGGUAUUCACAUACGAAUCUUCAACAACUUUCAUUCUGAUUUCAGCCUCAUUUGCAUGUGCAGGCCCCUGGCCCCCAGCUCGAGCUUUCGGCACGACGCGGAAGUGAUGUAUGAUUAAUAUUCACAGAUCCUUAAAAUUCGAGAAGCCGUUUGAAACAGUAAGGUAGCGCUCUAAUUUCAAAGUACAUUAUGUGUCCACAUAAAGCUUGCGGGCUGAGUACAGAAGUUUGUUUCUAGUUUAAAUUUAUACUUAAUGGAAUGGGUGGAUCAAUUUGGCCGGGUUCUCGAUACUCGGUCGUUUACGACGGAAGGCCCCCAGGAGUAAAGAUCUGUUUUAAUAUUUAGAGUUAAUUCACUGAAUAUUUGUAUCGCUGUUGUUUUAUUAUUAUAUUUCUUAGCAUUAGUAAAUACUCGUUUGUUAUUUUCAUGCUAACAAUAGAAGCACUAGAUAAUUCUGGGAUUGAAAAGGGCUUGAACAUUUUGAUUGAAGUGCGUAGCACUGCAUUCACAACAGUUGGUGAUUAUGUACUGCAAGAGUACCAUCUAACUUAUCAUCACGUUGAGGCAAAACCUCUCACUUGAUCUACAAUCACCGAUACCUUGAAUUUAAGACACCGAUUCGCCAAAUUCAGAAUUCUCUGGCUUCAAUAACCAACGACUAUCACGCCGGUACAUGAGAUGAAGCUUACUGUCCAGUCGCUAAGAAUGUCUAGGUAGAUAGAUGUUGAGAGGAUAAACUCUCGGAAAUCCAACCAAAUAUCAACAACACAUGGAAUAGGGUAACUUCCUAUAGGCAGCCAAGAUCUGAGAUGUGAAAGGACCCUCGAUAGUUACUAGAUAUGUGAUUAACAAUAUCCGAUACGUCGUCG
Messenger RNA from Botrytis porri, 3023 nucleotides. RefSeq lists its product as uncharacterized. Lineage: Eukaryota; Fungi; Ascomycota; Leotiomycetes; Helotiales; Sclerotiniaceae. Gene Ontology annotation, molecular function: asparagine-tRNA ligase activity; ATP binding; nucleic acid binding. The record is from RefSeq and is a predicted model, not a curated record. The coding region runs from base 112 to 1647 and encodes 511 amino acids. Gene Ontology annotation, biological process: asparaginyl-tRNA aminoacylation. The transcript has 5 exons. Gene Ontology annotation, cellular component: mitochondrion.